This is a messenger RNA of Eucalyptus grandis, 1419 nucleotides long. Its product is annotated as SNF2 domain-containing protein CLASSY 3-like. The record is from RefSeq and is a predicted model, not a curated record. Gene Ontology annotation, molecular function: ATP binding; ATP-dependent chromatin remodeler activity. NCBI's taxonomy places the organism in Eukaryota, Viridiplantae, Streptophyta, Magnoliopsida, Myrtales, Myrtaceae. Bases 1 to 1419 code for a protein of 472 amino acids. Gene Ontology annotation, biological process: gene silencing by siRNA-directed DNA methylation. The transcript has 4 exons.
AUGGUGGAGGCAAAUAGCCACCUCAAGCAAUGUAGCGAUGUGAUACAGAUGAUCAAGGUAUAUUCCUGGAGUAAGAGAAGCAGCAUACUAGGGAUAAGUUACAAUCUGUAUGAGAAGCUUGCUGUACGAAAUAGGAAAGGCACAAAGGAUCCAGUGAAGAAGGCAAAGAUUGAAAAGGAAUAUGAAGAGAUGAGAAAGAUUCUUCUCGAUUUUCCAGGUGUAGCGGUUCUUGACAAAGGGCACACGCCACGAAACCGGAGGAGCAGCAUUUGGAAUCUUCUACUGAAACCUUGGACUGAGAAGAGGAUCAUCCUCUCGGGUACCCCUUUCCAGAAUAACUUUCUAGAGCUCUAUAACACCUUGUGCUUAGUGAGACCCACAACAGCCAACGAACUCCCCCUGAGUCUCAAGAAAUUCUGCCAGACAAGAACAACAGUGUGGAAAAGAGCUAAAACAGAUGAUACCAAUUCCCUUGUUCAGCCACAUGACAAAGUGGCUGAUGAUGCAAUUGUGAAUCUCUGGUCUAUCAUGGCUCCAUUUGUUCAUGUUCACAAAGGGAGCAUUCUUAAACAGAAUUGGGAUAGGCAGAAGGAGAUAGUCAAGAACAUUCAAAGAUCUCAAUGCACAUUUGAGUAUGAGUUCAAGCUGUCUUUGGCUUGCAUUCACCCUUCUCUGAUCUUAAGCUGCAAUGCAUAUGCGAAUGAAAGACUUGUCAUCUGUCAUGAGCGUCAGAAGCUUGAAGAUCUAAAGACUCACACAGAUGCCGGGAUAAAGACAAGGUUCCUAGUGGAGUUAAUCCAGCUUAGCGAAGCACUCGGCGAGAAGGUUCUGGUUUUCAGCCAAUACAAAGAGCCAUUGUCCUUCAUUAGUGACCAAUUGAGAUUGACUUUCCAAUGGUCCUCCCAAGGAAAAGAGCUUCUACACAUGCAUGGGAGUCUCCAUCUGAGGGAAUGUCAGCAUUUGAUUGGGAAAUUCAACAACCCACAAAGCCAAGCAAGAGCAAUGUUAGCUUCGACUAAGGCUUGCUCUGAGGGCAUAAGUCUAGUUGAAUCAUCAAGAGCUGUCUUGCUUGACGUGGUUUGGAAUCCUUCAGUUGAGAGGCAAGCAAUCAGCCGCGCCUUCAGAAUUGGCCCGAAGAAGGUUAUGAGGAAGCUAAAGGAGGAGAUUUAUGUUGAGCAACUAGAAGGCUUUGUCACACUAGACCAGGAGGAGAAAGUUUAUUUGCUAAGAAAGGCUCUCUAUGGCUUGAGACAAGCUCCCAGAGCAUGGUACAGUAAGAUGGAUGAGCACUUGUUGGGCUUGGGUUUCAAGAAAAGCCUUAGUGAAUCCACUCUAUAUGUCAAGAAGUUAGUAUCUGACUUAAUGAUGGUGUCUCUUUAUAUGGAUGAUAUGCUAGUGACAGGGAGUAAUAAUGCUUAG